AUGAUGAAGAUUACUUUGUUCGCUCUGGCCGCGCUGGCGCUCGUAUGCGCUGUGCCUCAGGACAAGCCAGCGGCCGCGCCGGUCGAGAUCGUGAAACAGGACUCUGAAGUAGACAUCAAUGGAUACAAUUUUGACUUCGAAACAAGUGACGGCACAGCCCGACAGGAACAGGGCGAAUACAAAAACGACACCGACCAGCAAGGCCUGGCGGUAAAGGGCAGCUACAAGUACGUGGCCCCUGAUGGCCAGCACAUCUCCGUGACCUUCGUGGCCGACAAGAACGGCUACCAGCCCACCCAGCACCUCGGCGACGAGCCCGCUCCAGCCCCGGCACAACCCUAAAGACUUCAAUGUACGUUUUGUAACCAA
Cydia fagiglandana is the source of this 369-nucleotide messenger RNA. It is a transcript of the gene CPR24, whose product is annotated as endocuticle structural glycoprotein ABD-5-like. The transcript has 3 exons. Gene Ontology annotation, cellular component: chitin-based extracellular matrix. Bases 1 to 342 code for a protein of 113 amino acids. The record is from RefSeq and is a predicted model, not a curated record. Gene Ontology annotation, molecular function: structural constituent of chitin-based larval cuticle. Lineage: Eukaryota; Metazoa; Arthropoda; Insecta; Lepidoptera; Tortricidae.